Molecule: messenger RNA, 857 nt
Organism: Ananas comosus (pineapple)
Lineage: Eukaryota; Viridiplantae; Streptophyta; Magnoliopsida; Poales; Bromeliaceae
Exons: 6
Coding region: 82-426 (114 amino acids)
Source: RefSeq, a predicted model, not a curated record
ACAUUUUUACAAUUUUUACCGAUUAAGAACCCCGAUCGCCCCAGCGCGCAUACACGCGGAGAAAAACCCUCGAAGGCGAAAAUGGAGGAGCGCGAGUUCCGACGCCUCCUCGAUCUAUUCCCCGUCGUUCGAUCUCGCGACUAUUGCGCUGAAUCGGGAUCAACAAGUGCUUCGACUUCAAGGCCGGCACAAAACCAGAUAUCGGAGCGGAAUAAUGCUUGGGACGAUUCGGAAGAGAAAGAUCUUAAGGAAAUCAAUAGCGAAGAUAAGUUUUGGCAGAAAUUAAGGGUGGCUGCUGAGAAAAAGGUUGGGCCGGCGAAAGCUGAGCAGUUCUGUGAGGCAUUUAGAAUGGCUCAUGAAACUCUCGUGCACAAGGUACUGAGUGUAGAUGCAGCGCAAAAGUUCAUCAAUGCAGAGGGAAACUGAUGUCGUCGGAGCUCUAAGAAACUGUCUCAAACAUAUAUUUUGUAUCAAACACAUUUGCAUGCUAGCUUUCUCACUCUCUGAUCAAUCACGAAUUUAGCCGCUGACGCGUAGUUCCAGUUUUGGCUUCAUCAUUGAAGUUUCGGUUGUAGCAAUUUGGUCCCUGAAUUUGGUCUAUUUUACUGUUCAUCCCCGACGGUUAACUCUUCAGAUGAUGAAUCCGAGUUUGUAUCUUUUUUCAGAUGGUAACUUAAUGAAUGACUUGAUUGCUGCUGUCUGGUACCAGUUUCUCAGCUUGAUAGUUAAGAUUGAAAGCUUAGGGUGUAAUUAUUUCUUUGACUAGGACCUGUAAUUGAUCUCUCUCUUUCUCUCGAGAUGGUUGUAUGUUUGGUGGGUCUUUGGAUUACUGUGACCUAAAUUUGCAAACUUCAAAA